UAUAUGUACAUGCAUGUAUGUAUGUGUAUGUAUAUAUAUAUGAUACUCUCCUCGUUGAAAAUGUAUAUGAAUUGAUUUGUCAACACAAUUAAAACGUAAACCCAGUACAGAAGUUUAUUAGUUGAGCGAAAAUACAAACCAUGUUUUUCCUUUUUGAUUACAGUAAAUAUUAUAGUUAUAUUAUUCUGCUAGUUAUUGUAUGUAUAGUUUUGUAUAAUGAUGAUUAUAUUGUAAGUGCAAAUGGAGGUAGGAAUAUUAUAUUAAGAGACAAUGAAACAGUCCCGGCGCUCAUCAUGUUCGGAGACUCCAUAGUAGAUCCAGGCAACAACAAUUACUUGAAGACAAUCGUCAAGUGCAAUUUUCCUCCUUAUGGCAGAGACUUUCAAGGAGGCAACCCCACUGGCAGGUUUUGUAAUGGCAAAAUCCCUUCUGACUAUAUAGCCGAGGAAUUUGGUCUUAAGGAGCUAUUGCCAGCCUUUCUUGAUCCAAGUUUGCAGCCUCAAGACCUUCUUACCGGUGUAAGUUUUGCCUCCGGUGGCUCCGGAUAUGACCCUCUCACUCCGGCAAUAGUGUCGGUGUUAUCGUUAACGGAUCAACUGGAGCUGUUCAAAAGAUACUUAGCGAGGGUAGAUUCAAGUUUUGGAAAGGAGGCAACUGCAAAUAUACUGUCAAAAGCCAUUUUCCUAGUCUGCUCGGGAAGUGAUGAUAUUGCAAAUACUUAUUUUUCCACUCCAUUCAGGAGAGCUCAUUACGAUAUUAACUCAUAUACCGAUCUAGUUGUGAGCUCAGCUUCAAGUUUCAUCCAGCAAUUAUAUGGAGUAGGAGCAAGAAGAAUUGGAGUGUUUAGUUUACCUCCAAUUGGGUGUGUGCCAUCACAGAGAACACUUGGUGGAGGACUAAACAGGGAAUGUUCAAAUAAAGCUAACCAAGCUGCAUUGCUCAUCAACUCCAAACUCAAUGUUCAACUCAAUUCUCUUCGGAAAAAGCUUCCAGGUUCCAAGCUUGUCUACGUUGAUAUCUACAAUCCACUGCUUUCCCUCAUCAAAAACCCCGCUCAAUAUGGAUUUGAAGUGGCAAAUAGAGGAUGUUGUGGCACUGGGAAUAUAGAAGUGAGCAUUCUCUGCAAUAGUCUGGAUGAUUCAAAGUCUUGCCCCGACGCUUCCAAAUACAUAUUUUGGGACAGUUAUCAUCCGUCGGAGAAAGCUUAUGAGGUCUUGUCCCCUCUUAUCCUCAGCAAGUGUAUACGUGAAUUCUUUUGAUGAACAAACAGUUUAAAGACCAAACUACUCUUCAUUUUUUCCUAUUAAUUUGUCACUGAUAAUGUAUUGAUAAGGUGUAUUCAUAUUGAAUAAAACUCAAUUUCUUGGUCAACCAAGAAAUUUGAUCUCCA
This is a messenger RNA of Carica papaya (papaya), 1390 nucleotides long. RefSeq names its product GDSL esterase/lipase EXL3-like. Lineage: Eukaryota; Viridiplantae; Streptophyta; Magnoliopsida; Brassicales; Caricaceae. The record is from RefSeq and is a predicted model, not a curated record. Gene Ontology annotation, molecular function: hydrolase activity, acting on ester bonds. Gene Ontology annotation, cellular component: extracellular region.